CAUAUGGAGUAUAAAAUGCCGAGUUAGAGUUUUUCAUUGCUUUCUCCUUGGCGGCCCUAAGCUCUCUCUCCUCCGCUCUCUCAAGCUUCGCGCUUUUUGUAAAACCCUAAUUUCACUUGGUGCAUACGCUUCAUAUGCCACCUGCCUUAUAGCUGGGCUCUCGAGUAUAUCUCUUUUUCUUCAUUUUUCUAUAUAUUUCAAUUAAAGGGAUUGAGCCUGGAGGAGGCUGUAAUGGAGGUUUCAGCUGCCCAAAAACAUAACAAACAACAACAGUUUGCUUUGGCAUCCAUAACUGAUUUAUAUCCUCCUUCAUCAUCAUCAACUUCUUCUUCUUCUUCUUCUUUAGCUUCUCCAGUGGUUGCUAGGUUUAGCGCCGAUAAUGGAGUUGUGGAGCUUCGAUUUUUUCACGAGUCUGACGCUACUGAUUCUAUUAAUGUCGAUCUUAAUACUGCUCAGUUAUUCAAGCUAGGACCUGCUCAAUUAGUUUGCAUAUGUGAAGGUUCAGCAUCUGAUACCAGUAAAGAGAAAUAUUCAAGAGGAAUCACUGUCCAAUUUAGAAAUGAGGAGGAGAGCAGGGCCUUCCAUUGUGCAUUUGAGCAAUGGAAGAAGGAAGUCAUUGUUCAAGGAAUAAGUUUACCAAAUGGAGCAGUCACAACUCAUAGAAGCAAGUUCGAUAAUAAAAUAGAGGCAUCAUCAGCUAAAAUGUAUUUUCAUUAUUAUGGACAAUUGCUACAUCAACAAAAUAUGCUGCAGGAUUAUGUGAGGACAGGAACCUAUUAUGCUGCUGUCAUUGAGAACCGAGCAGAUUUUUUUGGUCGUAUUGUUGUUGAUGUUGGUGCUGGUAGUGGUAUUUUGUCUUUAUUUGCUGCUCAGGCUGGUGCAAAGCAUGUUUAUGCUGUGGAAGCAUCUGAAAUGGCAGAAUAUGCUCGCAAACUAAUUGCUGGGAAUCCAUCACUGGGUGAAAGGAUUACAGUAAUAAAGGGUAAAAUCGAGGAAGUUGAAUUGCCAGAGAAAGCAGAUAUUCUGAUCUCUGAACCAAUGGGCACCUUAUUAGUUAAUGAAAGAAUGUUAGAAUCCUAUGUAAUUGCCAGAGAUCGGUUUCUUCUCCCUAAUGGAAAAAUGUUCCCUACAGUUGGAAGAAUCCAUAUGGCACCUUUCAGUGAUGAAUAUUUAUUUGUUGAAAUUGCUAAUAAGGCUCUCUUUUGGCAGCAACAAAACUAUUAUGGAGUUGAUUUAACACCUCUAUAUGGAUCGGCAUUCCAGGGAUACUUCUCUCAGCCUGUGGUGGAUGCUUUUGACCCAAGAUUACUGGUGGCUCCUGCAAUUUUUCAUGUGUUAGACUUUACUGAAAUAAAGGAAGAGGAAUUAUAUGAAAUUGAUAUUCCCUUAAAAUUCAUGGCUUCUGUGGGGACCAGAGUGCAUGGAUUGGCUUGUUGGUUUGAUGUGUUGUUUAAUGGAAGUACUGUACAAAGGUGGCUUACAACUGCCCCUGGUGCUCCUACAACCCACUGGUAUCAAUUACGCUGUGUUCUGUCUCAGCCACUCUAUGUCAUGGCAGGACAAGAAAUUACUGGCAGGCUUCGCAUGGUUGCCCACAAUGCUCAAAGUUAUACCAUAUAUUUAACACUGUCAGCUAAAAUGUGGGGUCCUGGGGCUGAACAAGGAGGAAUACUUCAAACGUCAUCAUGCAAACUCGACCUAAAGGAACCAUAUUAUAGAAUGUCUCAGCCACAAGCCUAUGCAAUGGCACAAGAUCAGCAGCCACACCAACUGAUACAUGCACAGCGUUCCCAUCAGCCUUCAGAAAAUUUGAAACUCCAAGGUUUAUCUAUGAAGUUGGAGGAUAUACAGAUUCAGUCAGAAGAUUUAGAGGAACCUGAGUUGAUACAGCCACAGUGUCAAAAUUUGGAGGCUCAGCUCCAGUAAGUUUGUUGAUGGAAUUUUAAAAGAAAUCAAUUUUUAAAGUGGCAUAUGUUUGAAAUUGAAAAACCCCAGCAUUAAUCUUAUGUACUCUUUUUCUCUGCACUGCUUCAGUUCCCUUGUAAAUUAAGAUCAUCAUUAAUUAUUGAACAAUUUUUGUAUUAUUGAUUGCAUAAUUCAUCCUGUGUGUGCUAUUUGAUCA
Messenger RNA from Manihot esculenta (cassava), 2122 nucleotides. Its product is annotated as probable histone-arginine methyltransferase 1.4. The transcript is spliced from 16 exons. Bases 232 to 1926 code for a protein of 564 amino acids. Gene Ontology annotation, molecular function: protein-arginine N-methyltransferase activity. Gene Ontology annotation, biological process: peptidyl-arginine methylation. The record is from RefSeq and is a predicted model, not a curated record. Lineage: Eukaryota; Viridiplantae; Streptophyta; Magnoliopsida; Malpighiales; Euphorbiaceae.